Messenger RNA from Wasmannia auropunctata (little fire ant), 3712 nucleotides. RefSeq names its product hamartin (gene Tsc1). The record is from RefSeq and is a predicted model, not a curated record. Bases 280 to 3402 code for a protein of 1040 amino acids. Gene Ontology annotation, cellular component: TSC1-TSC2 complex. The transcript has 15 exons. Gene Ontology annotation, biological process: regulation of cell cycle; negative regulation of TOR signaling; negative regulation of cell population proliferation. Lineage: Eukaryota; Metazoa; Arthropoda; Insecta; Hymenoptera; Formicidae.
UGGCAGCACCAAGGAGACCCCGAGGAAGAUAUAUGGAGGUUUUCCCACCACCCGAGCUCGCCAGUCGCCAUAGAACUCGCAGGAAUUCGCUCGUGGAGGUGCUCGAUGAGAUUCGGGUACCCUGGCAUCCCUGUCGCUCCAGACAAUGCCUGUCUUGCGUGACAGACGACGGAUGGCUCAGAGCGACGCUGCCGAACCGAUUUCCACUUCCACCGCCUGAUCGUAGGACCAUGAGAGAGUAGGAUCUUUUCCGGAGAGCCGAGCCAUCGUUCCGUCAAGAUGAGCGCCGGUCCCGCAGGCGUCGCCGAUCUGUUUUACUUGCUGGAGUCGAAUAAACUCGGGGAGGUCGAGGAGAUCAAGAAAGUAUUCCACGAUCAUUUCUUAUGCACAAAGGACAGUUGGCUGGUAAAUGGAUUGUUCGAUUAUUAUCUUUCUACGAACUCCCUGAGGACGGCGGAGGUGUUAGCAGGUGUACGAGAUCCGCACGAUAAACACCUAUUGGAUCGCUUGUCAGACAUUCUUUCAAAACCUGGCAAUAGUAGGCAGAGAAUACAGGCACUCACGUUGCUUGGGCAUAUAGCCAGACGUCAGCCUACCUGGUUGUACAAGCUAGCCAGUCAUGCUUUAUUCAGAGAUCUACUCAAAUUACUUAAGGUGGAGGCAGAUAUAUUACCACUUAUGAGUGCCCUUCUUCUGUUAGUAAUGUUGUUACCAAUGUUACCUGCUGCUCUAGGGCCAUAUCUACCAGAAAUAUUUGAGGUAUUCGGCCGCUUGGCCUUUUAUUAUCAUCAUCAAUCGUCCUUACUUUCUCCCUCUACCCCUUUUACUUCGACCACAGCACCAAAUGUCAUCGACAAGGACCAUUUGUACCUCAUACAUUUGCAGGUAGGAUUAUACGGCUUAUUUCAUAGACUGUACGCGAUGUAUCCUUGCAAUUUUAUAUCAUACCUGAAGCAACAGUACAUUCAGCGUGAUCAAUUGGCUACAUUUACUCAUACUAUCAGACCCAUGCUGGAUUCGGUGCGCAUGCACCCUUCUCUUGUCACAGCAUCCAAGGAUGCAGAAAUUUCAGCCACUAGGUGGAAAAAAAUGGAACAUCACGAUAUUGUGAUAGAAUGUGGCCGUUUUACGUUAGACAAAUGUCGGGAAGAAAUUUUAGGAGUAGUUAACUCUCGGUGCACUCCACCUCUAGAACAAUCUUCCAUCACUUGCGCGCCGAUAAACAUUUGCGGGGGAGUAACCACGGAGAUUAGUAACGGGGAAGACGAUCCCGAGUUCUGGUCGCCGAGCAAGACGGUGUCACCGCGCAGCCCGCCGCAAAACGCAUCUCACGAGCCACGCUCUGCCCCGCCGACGCCUAAUAACAAUAGAAGCGGUACUUCCCCGCCCGAGGCUGCUAUAGAAGCUACCCCCGAAACAACGCCUGUUAAGGAUCUACGAAAAUUAUCAACGAGACAAGCGCCUCUGGGGUCUAGCGCAGUGCGCGCUCUGAACGCGUUGGGCAACGGCACAUCGUCUCGGCCGUCGACGCCGACACCUGUAAAUUCCUCCGGAGUAAAAAGUACAGACAUUGCAGCGAAUACACAUGGAUUUCUUUCGAAUAGGCUAAGUAAAAUUAUGACAGAUAGACAAAACGUUCUACAGUCGCAGAAAUCAUUGAGUAAUAGCGAAGAAAACGGUAGGCUCUUAGAAAUGGCUAUAAGUCAAAACGGGAAGAAUGAUUCUUGGCAAGAGGAUCAAGAGGUGUUGGAGAUUGUCAGUUCGCACGGGAAUGGAGCGGUCGAAAUGCCAAAGUACGUCGAAGCGCAGUCUGAGGGGCGAAGCGAGAGAAACGCGUAUGGCGCUUUAUCGCAAAAGAUUUAUCAACUUCGACUGUACUCGCAAUGCCAUUUCCCAGUAGAAGAACCAAAUUCAAACGUAACGCACAAAAUUCGACACUCCAGAUCUUGUCCGGACAUGGAGGUGCAGAGGAAAUGUAGCGAAGACGUGACGGAUCAAGCGAAGGGACGCGAGGAUGCCAGCAGUCAAACGUGUGAUUUAUAUCCGUAUGAGCAUCUGCUCACAGGAAUGUUAGAUCAGAACAGCCAAAACUUUAGUCAAGAAAGUUCUGACUCGCGAAUGUCGCCAAUCAUCAUGCUCGAUCGGUAUAUCGAGGCUUGCACAAGAACGAAUAGCUUUUCCAGUAAAACGAAAACAAACGGCACCAGGCUGAAACAGAAAAAGAAAGGGGAGGAGGAUGCGGAGGAGGACGGGGCAGAGGACGAUGGUAUGGAUCCAACUUGCGCCAAUCAGUCACUUCAACUCAUGCAAAUGCAAUUGCAAUUCGAGCGGCAGCGACGGGAAGUCCAUGCUGAGCGUAACCGACGUCUGCUCGGUAAAUUGAGAGACUCGCGAGCUUCGGAAGAGCAUAAUCUAGCUUUGACUGAGCGUUUAAAAAUGAUCGAAAGAGAAGUGGAUGAAUUGAAAGCGCAGUUGGAGCAUAACAAGAGGGAAGCGCAUCAAGCAGACGAACAAUAUAAAGAAACUGUGCAUCAUUGGCAAACUAAAUGCAUCGAGGAGCAACGACAGAGCCAUGCGUGCAAAGAUCGCCUAGAGAAUCUAGAAUUGGAAUUGAAAAGCGAACAAAAAAAGACGGCCGAAGUGCAGCAACAACUUCGUUCUGUCGAGGCGGAACUUUUCAACGCAGGACACCAGCUUAAGACAGCAUUGAAGGCUGCGGAUCGUGGUAAAGAAUUAGAAAACGUUGUAGAGACUAUGCAGAAAAAGUUCGUGCUUUUAGGAGAGGCGCAAUUAAGAUUAGAAGAGAACACGAGUACUUUCUCACCGGCAACCAAACAAGAAACGGCGCAGAUUCAGAAGUCAUGUACAGAAGAGUUGAACAAUAUUCGGCGACAGUUGGAGUCACGAUCGUCGCACUUGGAGGCUCUGAAAGCACGCUUGAGCGAAUUGGAGAAUAAGGAGGCGCGUAAGGAGACGCAACUGAUGAAUCUGCAACGACUGCUGCAAGAGACGAAGGAGCAACACGCGUAUGAGUUGGAGGCUGUCGAAUCCAAGUAUCGGGCGCAAGUGGAGAUCAAUCUUGUACUGGAGGGCCGUAUACUCGAGCUCCACGGCAAGCUGGAGACCGCGACGUACUCCAACACUUCGCCGAUGGGUAAUCCCGCCUCCUCGGCGUCGCCUAAGGAACGAUCUCCGCCUCUCUCGACCAGCUUAGCUUCGUCCAGCGAGGGCAGCCUCGCGUUCAUCCAUCCGGGCGCCGGGAUCAUCAUGAACGAUUGCUGCGAGACCGCGACGGGCGAGAUCCCGAAUCUGCAAGCUAUGAUAGACCCCAUACCGAGUACCAGUCAAACCUCACCGUCACGCCCCGUCAUUCGACGAUCAUCGACGCCGAAACAAGAUUAACGCCACGGAAACGUUUACCGCGAUGCGAGUCUCCCGCGCACCGCCGGCGGACGGUACGCGGGAUUAUUAUUGAGGAAUUACACUUGCGAAUGCGCCGCGGUCAUUACUUACGUGUAUCGCGGUACGAAUGGAAAGAAAGUUAUUUGUAGCUUUUUAUCGAUAGAGUAGACGAGAUUCGUAAGGAAGUUGUGCUAAUCGACUGAUUGCGAUCGAAACAGGCAUGCUAUGUUUGUUAGUGUUGGUAUAUCUCCGCUCUUGGAAAAAAUGGAUUCACAAUGAAUAAAUGGUUGAGAUAUUUUGCUGACCAACU